AUGCCUACAGAUACUGGGAAGAGAAUGCUAUCUCUGCAAGCUCUCUUGAACCCUGCCUCACCUGGCCAUUUUGUUACAAGCUUUCGGCAAUCUGAUUUAGUAUUGACGACGUCUUCUGCGUUACUACCAACAGAAGUUUUACAAACCACCGAUGUAUCGCCUUCCCCGAAGGACAAGUCAAUGGAAAGCGUCAGCAUGACCAGGUCGAAACCCCGGGGAUCGAUCAACUUUGCACCUUUCGAAGAAAUCGACCAAUUAUCAUAUCAAGAAAUAUGCCGGUUUCGCGUUAAUCCUUUUGGAAAGAUAUGGCAGAGCUGCCAACAUAUUCCCUACAACAGUUCAAAAAAGGACUUUUUCGAGAAGACUGGAAGAGAAAGCAUUGAAGUUUUCAAAUACGAAUUCCGUUUACCGGGCAAGGAAAAGUACUAUACUGUCAUGUGGGAUUACAACGUUGGUCUUGUUCACAUGACUCCAUUCUUCAAAUGCUUGGAGUAUACAAAGACCAUGCCGGCACAAAUGUUGAGUCAAAAUCCAGGCUUGAGAGAAAUAUCGCCUAGCAUUACUGGCGGCGCCGUUUCAGCCCAAGGAUAUUGGAUGCCUUACCGGUGUGCUAGAGCGAUAUGUGCGACUUUCUGCCAUAGUAUCGCAGGCGCACUGAUUCCCCUCUUUGGCCCUUCGUUUCCCUCCGAAUGUGCUCCAGCUCCCCCUAACGCUACUCACUGCAAAACCAUGGUGAUCAGUCAGCAAAUUAUACUCAAAGCAACUGAAGAGGUUGAGAAAUAUCGUCAGGGGAAAGAUGGUGGGCUUAUAAAGGCUGUCGGUGAAAUAAGCAGCUCUCAUCGGCGGGCCGUCGAAAGCUAUACAUUGCGUCGCAAACGGGAGAGCCAAACUACACUUGUGCCCAUAUUACCGUCGCAACCCCGUUCUGCCUGGACUCCAGUCAAUGGAUCAGCCACCAAAGGCCGCAUGAUGGAAGCUCCAGCCCCGAAUAUAGUGUGUGACAACCGCGGAUCCAACAAGGUCUUGCUAGGAACAAGCCGCAGCGCUCUUCCAAAUCAAUCUGCCCCGAGCCAGAAUCUUUGCCAGAAGGAGAAGGCCAGCAUAUCCAGCCCAUCACGAACAGAAGCGGACGUUUCCGAGGGUAAUUGGAGAUUCAAACGGCGUAAAAGAGCCUUUGACGAAUCGAGCACGACGCACCCGGCCGUUUUGCACAUGGAAGCACGUCGAGGAGAGAAGUCACAGCAAGAGCUGGAGCACUUGGGGGUAGCUGCGGUGCUACUGAGCCUGGCCACAGAUGUUCGAGACACGGCAUCUCCUUCUUCACCGGCUGUAGAAAUGCCAGACGACGACUGUCCCGAGCGACAUCACCAAAGGAAGCGACCAAAAGCUCUUUCAUUUUAA
Trichoderma asperellum CBS 433.97 is the source of this 1401-nucleotide messenger RNA. RefSeq lists its product as uncharacterized. NCBI's taxonomy places the organism in Eukaryota, Fungi, Ascomycota, Sordariomycetes, Hypocreales, Hypocreaceae. The record is from RefSeq and is a predicted model, not a curated record. Gene Ontology annotation, molecular function: DNA binding.